AUCGUGGCACACGGGAGUAUGUGGCAGCUUCAGAGUAUGAUUAAAGAAGUCACUGGGAAAAAUGCCGUCCUGAAUUAUGCUUUCUAUGGCUGCUACUGUGGUUUGGGUGGCAAAGGACAUCCAAAAGAUCCCACAGACAGGUGUUGCCAUAGUCACAACUGCUGCUAUAAAAAGCUGAAGGAGAGUGACUGUCACGGAAACACCAAGCGGUAUGAUUAUGCCUACAAGAAUGGGAAUAUAAUCUGUGCUUUGGGGAGCUGGUGUGAAGAGCAGGUCUGUGCAUGCGACAGGAAUGCCGUGUUCUGCCUGGAGAAAAACCUGGACACGUACAAUUCGCGAUUUGUUCGCUAUCGAGACAGCAAGUGCACGGGACCCACACCUGAGUGCUAUAGGGGCUGCCUGAGUCCCUGCCAGUCCUUCAAUGGAAACCCAAAACCAUGGGAGCCUGAGCUGAUUGAGUUGCUGCUGAAAUACCAAAAAAACCCCAAACUUUUAGCCUAUGGAGAGACAGGACAUAUCCUACUCCAUUUCCUCUUGGCUCUCCUAUACUGUUCUCUUGACUCCCUGCUGUUUUACUUUUCAGCCUGGAAAAGCUGCGAGAAGAUGAUCUGUGAGUGUGACAAAACUGCUGCAGCAUGUUUCCAAAAGGCUGCCAAGACCUACAACACAAAAUAUAACCAUGACCCAGACUUUAUAUGCAAGGGAGAAACUCCCUCUUGCUAA
This is a messenger RNA of Gavialis gangeticus (Gharial), 723 nucleotides long. Its product is annotated as neutral phospholipase A2 agkistrodotoxin-like. Lineage: Eukaryota; Metazoa; Chordata; Crocodylia; Gavialidae. The coding region runs from base 19 to 723 and encodes 234 amino acids. The transcript has 5 exons. The record is from RefSeq and is a predicted model, not a curated record. Gene Ontology annotation, biological process: arachidonate secretion; phospholipid metabolic process; lipid catabolic process. Gene Ontology annotation, molecular function: calcium ion binding; phospholipid binding.